Clupea harengus (Atlantic herring) is the source of this 1071-nucleotide messenger RNA. Its product is annotated as glutathione peroxidase 1-like. Gene Ontology annotation, biological process: hydrogen peroxide catabolic process; response to selenium ion; glutathione metabolic process. The record is from RefSeq and is a predicted model, not a curated record. Lineage: Eukaryota; Metazoa; Chordata; Actinopteri; Clupeiformes; Clupeidae. Gene Ontology annotation, cellular component: cytosol; mitochondrion. Gene Ontology annotation, molecular function: glutathione peroxidase activity.
UCAGCAUAAUAGGUCAUUAGAGUCAUAGACUGCAAGCUGUAGAGUUUGCUGGGAACUGAUUGUUGUGAACAUGGCAGGCAACAUUAAGAAGUUUUACGACCUUUCUGCGAAACUGUUGUCGGGGGAACCCUUCAAAUUUUCCUCUCUCAAAGGGAAAGUUGUUCUCAUUGAGAACGUGGCUUCUCUUUGAGGGACAACUAUCAGGGACUACACUCAGAUGAACGACCUCCACUCACGGUACGCCGCUGAGGGGCUUGUUGUUCUGGGGGUUCCCUGCAAUCAGUUUGGGCAUCAGGAGAAUGGCAACAACGACGAGAUCCUGAAUUGUCUGAAGUACGUCAGGCCAGGCAAGGGCUUCGAGCCCAAAAUCACCCUCCUGGAGAAGACUGAUGUCAACGGCCAGGACGCCCACCCUCUGUUCACCUUCCUGAGGGAGAGGCUCUCAGUCCCUCGUGACGACCCCACCCCCCUCAUGACCGACCCAAAGAACAUCAUCUGGAGUCCCGUCUCCCGCACUGACGUGGCUUGGAACUUCGAGAAGUUCCUGGUCGGCCGCGACGGAGAGCCCUCCCGGCGCUACAGCCGCAGGUUCCUCACCAAAGAUCUCGAGGCCGACAUCAAGGAGCUCCUCGGCAGGGCCGGUUAAUCCACACCCCUGCCAUAAGGCUCACCGCUCCCGCCCAGAUAGUGAGUCCAGCCCCCUGGAGGAGGUGAUAGGGCUCAGCGUGUCUUGGUGUGGAUCGCUUGUGUGUCCUUGAUUAACCUCCCUCCCCAACCCCACCCAGCAGUCUACGGUAUCUUUCCUUGACAUAUCUGCCUGUUUGAGCUGCCAACAGAAUGCCGGUGCAGUAUUAUGCCUGAACUCUACCGGAAUGGGUACUGCAGCAGAGGCGGCAUGUUUACUGAAUGAUGGCACUCCUCGAAAUCAUUGUGAGAGGUGUGCUUGAUGGGAUUGAAUUGUAAUGGCCUCCUUUCUGCUACAGUGGCUUGUUUUUGUUUUUGUGGAGUUGGUUGCAUUUUUUUGUUGUUGCACUACACUUUUCAUUUUCCAAUAAAUGGGAGUGCUUCGUA